GUUUCGGAUACCCCAGACUGUUGUACCAGCCGUCGAACCGGGGGACCUCCCAGGUUAUUUCACAGACAGACACUGUGGGACAUGCAUGGAGUUAAAAAAAAAAAAAAAAAAAAAAAACUGUGAUUUUCAAAGUGAAGUUCCUCUAAUGAGACUGAAAACUUUGACUACUCACGGUUGGUGACAAUAAGAGCAAAACAAAACACUGCACAGAUACUCCAACCCGGUUUACGCAAAUCCAUUGAUGCGAGAGAUGCUUCUCAGCCAAGAGGAGUGAAGGACCCCUGACAAGUCAAAGCAAAGACCAGGAGCAGUGACACAAAGGGGGACCAGAGGUAUAAAAGAAGUGUAUGUUCCCUCAUCUUUCACACUUGACUCUCGUCGCUUCUUCAGUCUUUCAGAUUUGAGCUGCAUCCCUAAGAUCAGGAGCCACGAUGACUUUCUACGAUGACAUUUACCCAUUCUAUGUUUUACAAAGGACCUCCUUCAUCUUCAGUGGCCGCUUGCUCACCAUUAUUCUGGUUUUCCUUGUGCUAGCUGUCAGUCUUCUUGUCAUUCUGCCGGGGAUUCGAGGGAAGUCUAGGCUGUUCUGGAUGUUUAGAAUAAUUAUCAGCUUAUUCAUAGGUGUGGUGAUAGUUGCGCUCAACUUUACCAAUGACUGGGCUGAAGCCAGAAUGACCGCUAAUGCAACCUACAAGUCUUUCAGCAACGUUGUGGUUAAUGCUGAGAUUGGUUUGCAUGUUGGACUGUAUGGCAUUAAUGUUACACUCAAAGGCAAUCCUGUUGUACAGUUCAACGAGACAAUUGACUACAAUGAGAUGUUCAGCUGGCAAGAACCUAUGGAAGAAGAAUAUGAGGAGGCCUUGGAGAAAGGCUUACCCAACCCCAUCCUGUACAUUGCUGAAAAAUUCACCCUGGCCAGCCCAUGUGGUCUGAUCUACCAGUACAGAUACUCAGGCCGAUACGCCUCCGCAACCCUCUGGACUGCAUUUUGCUGCUGGCUGCUUGCCAACAUCCUCUUCUCCAUGCCUGUCAUUUUGUACGCUGGAUACAUGAUGAUGGCCACCUCUGCCUUUAUCUUCUUCUCUAUGGCCUCCUUCUCCACUAUCAUGAAUGUGCCUCAGUGUGUUUUCUCAAUCGGAACCAAAUCCUUUGUAACAGAGUACAGUCAUUCAUUCUGGCUGGCUCUGGCUACAGGUGUGUUGUGUGCCAUCAUUGGGAUUCUGGUGGUGCUGUUUUACGUUCUAGUACCAGAGAAGAUCAAAGAGGCUUUCAGCGUUGGUGUUGAUAUUUAUGAGGAUGAGGACGUUUCUUAUGGGGAGGGAUACAUCAAUACAAUUUUCCUUGAUGGAGUGACAAUCUCACCAGUGACAUCAAAACUCAAAGGGGAACAUAUAUGAGGCCAUCCAGUUUUCCCUCAGGAAACUCCAGACAAUACUUGAAAAUACACUUUUGCUAAAUGUGUUACAGAGGAAUUUUUCACUCAUGUUAAUUAUCUUAUUAUGUCUGUAUGAGCCUUUAAGUGUUGUCUUAACAUUACUGUAAAUAGUUAUAUUUGUUAUGUACAUUGUCAUGUUACUGUAGCUGUAAAUGCAAUGUAAAGUUGUAUGGGAUCCAUACAAUGUGUAUAUAACCUGAUCAUUAUGGAUUAUUACAAUUUACUGUUGGAUAGUCUCUUCAGGAAUAUUGUGUCUGGUUUGUCUGUAAGCACUUGUGUUGCAUCCUAAUAAAAAGAAAACAAACAGCCAUUCAGCAGUGAAA
Messenger RNA from Sphaeramia orbicularis (orbiculate cardinalfish), 1758 nucleotides. RefSeq names its product dual oxidase 2 (gene duoxa). Gene Ontology annotation, biological process: protein transport. The coding region runs from base 432 to 1397 and encodes 321 amino acids. The transcript is spliced from 9 exons. Gene Ontology annotation, cellular component: endoplasmic reticulum membrane. The record is from RefSeq and is a predicted model, not a curated record. Lineage: Eukaryota; Metazoa; Chordata; Actinopteri; Kurtiformes; Apogonidae.